Messenger RNA from Oncorhynchus mykiss (rainbow trout), 1804 nucleotides. Lineage: Eukaryota; Metazoa; Chordata; Actinopteri; Salmoniformes; Salmonidae. The record is from RefSeq and is a predicted model, not a curated record.
CUCAAUUUAGAGUCUCAUAGCGAAGGGUCUGAAUACUUAUGUAAAUAAGGUUUAUAAUAUUUAUGAUAAUGAUAAUAAUAUUUAUGUACAUUUGCAAAUAUUUCUAAAAACCUGCUUUUGCUUUGAUAUUAUCGGGCAUUGUGUGUAAAAAUUAUUUAAACCAUUUUAGAAUAAGGUUGUAACGUAACAAAAUGUGGAAAAAGUCAAGGGGUCUUCAGAAUGCUCUAUAUACACCAUGCAGUAUUUUGGGGACUAUAUAUACCAUGCAGUAUUUUGGGGACUAUAUACACCAUGCAGUAUUUUGGGGACUAUAUACACACCAUGCAGUAUUUUGGGGACUAUAUACACACCAUGCAGUAUUUUGGGGACUAUAUACACACCAUGCAGUAUUUUGGGGACUAUAUACACCAUGCAGUAUUUUGGGGACUAUAUACACCAUGCAGUAUUUUGGGGACUAUAUACACACCAUGCAGUAUUUUGGGGACUAUAUACACACCAUGCAGUAUUUUGGGGACUAUAUAUACACCAUGCAGUAUUUUGGGGACUAUAUAUACACCAUGCAGUAUUUUGGGGACUAUAUAUACACCAUGCAGUAUUUUGGGGACUAUAUAUACACCAUGCAGUAUUUUGGGGACUAUAUAUACACACCAUGCAGUAUUUUGGGGACUAUAUAUACACACCAUGCAGUAUUUUGGGGACUAUAUAUACACCAUUCAGUAUUUUGGGGACUAUAUAUACACCAUUCAGUAUUUUGGGGACUAUAUACACACCAUGCAGUAUUUUGGGGACUAUAUAUACACCAUGCAGUAUUUUGGGGACUAUAUACACACCAUUCAGUAUUUUGGGGACUAUAUAUACACCAUUCAGUAUUUUGGGGACUAUAUAUACACCAUUCAGUAUUUUGGGGACUAUAUAUAUACACCAUUCAGUAUUUUGGGGACUAUAUACACACCAUGCAGUAUUUUGGGGACUAUAUAUACACCAUGCAGUAUUUUGGGGACUAUAUACACACCAUUCAGUAUUUUGGGGACUAUAUAUACACCAUGCAGUAUUUUGGGGACUAUAUAUAUACACCAUUCAGUAUUUUGGGGACUAUAUACACCAUUCAGUAUUUUGGGGACUAUAUACACACCAUUCAGUAUUUUGGGGACUAUAUAUACACCAUGCAGUAUUUUGGGGACUAUAUAUAUACCAUUCAGUAUUUUGGGGACUAUAUAUACACCAUUCAGUAUUUUGGGGACUAUAUAUACACCAUGCAGUAUUUUGGGGACUAUAUAUACACCAUGCAGUAUUUUGGGGACUAUAUAUACACCAUUCAGUAUUUUGGGGACUAUAUAUAUACCAUUCAGUAUUUUGGGGACUAUAUAUACACCAUUCAGUAUUUUGGGGACUAUAUAUACACCAUGCAGUAUUUUGGGGACUAUAUAUACACCAUGCAGUAUUUUGGGGACUAUAUAUACACCAUUCAGUAUUUUGGGGACUAUAUAUAUACCAUUCAGUAUUUUGGGGACUAUAUAUACACCAUGCAGUAUUUGGGGGACUAUAUAUACACCAUUCAGUAUUUUGGGGACUACACCAAGUGGUAUUUUUCCAAACAAUUCAACACUUCACUGUUUGAACUCCAUAACUAUUGUAGGGGAGAUCAAUGAGGUUAGAGGUUACCAUGGAGAUGAAUGAUUGACAGCUUGCUGGCUGGAGCAUGUGUGUGUGUGUGUGUGUGUGUGUGUGUGUGUGUGUGUGUGUGUGUGUGUGUGUGUGUGUGUGUGUGUGUGUGUGUGUGUGUGUGUGUGUGUGUGUGUGUGUG